Molecule: messenger RNA, 2091 nt
Organism: Torulaspora globosa
Lineage: Eukaryota; Fungi; Ascomycota; Saccharomycetes; Saccharomycetales; Saccharomycetaceae
Gene: STE12
Product: homeodomain family transcription factor STE12
Exons: 1
Coding region: 1-2091 (696 amino acids)
Biological process (GO): regulation of DNA-templated transcription; sexual reproduction; regulation of pseudohyphal growth
Cellular component (GO): nucleus; Tec1p-Ste12p-Dig1p complex; Ste12p-Dig1p-Dig2p complex
Molecular function (GO): DNA-binding transcription factor activity
Source: RefSeq, a predicted model, not a curated record
AUGAAGAUAUGUACCUCAAGCUCUCGGACGGAAGAAGUGUUGAAGAAUGAGAUUAAUGAGGACGGUUUUCUGCCGGAGUCGUCGCGAGAGAAUAUCGAAGAGUCGCUGCGGUUGAUUGAUGAUUUGAAAUUCUUUCUGGCAACAGCGCCGGUGAACUGGCAGGAAAAUCAAAUAAUUAGACGAUAUUAUCUGAAUAAUGACCAAGGAUUCGUGUCAUGUGUGUUUUGGAACAGUUUGUACUAUAUCACUGGAACAGAUAUCGUGAAGUGUUGCAUGUAUAGGAUGCAAAAAUUUGGUAGGGAAGUUGUGCAGAAGAAGAAGUUUGAAGAAGGCAUUUUCUCGGAUCUGAGAAAUUUGAAAUGCGGUGUGGAUGCCACUCUGGAGCAACCGAAGUCUGAGUUUUUGUCAUUUCUGUUCAGAAACCUCUGCUUAAAGACUCAGAAGAAGCAAAAAGUAUUCUUUUGGUUCAGCGUGCCUCAUGAUGAGCUGUUCGCCGACGCUUUGGAGAGAGACUUGAAGAGGGAAAGUUUGAAUCAACCGUCAACAACCAGAGCCAUUACGGAGCCUGCUCUGUCUUUCACGUUUGACAUUUUGUCUAAUAAGACGCUGAACGAACAGCUGACGAGGUAUUUAAAAGCGAAGUCAGAGGAGAUCUUGGGUUCGGAGCCGGUCAUAUCGAGCAGAAUGGUGGUUCAGGAGCAGGAUAUGAAGUUCAAGACAGAAGAUAACACAAAGUCAACUUUAAAGGACAUUAUUCAAGACGAUACUGGCUUCGGCAUACACAUUGAUAGCUCGACGGACACUCAACAAGACCUGUCGUCGCCCGACACUAGCGCCGACUUUGAGCCGCAGAAGUUGGUCGUUGAACCAAGCAAUUUAGAACUGAAUAAUUCGGACAUCCACAAGGAUGAUGUAGAUACAAUUGACGAAGCCGAUCGUGGUGAUUUCCCAUUGGACUAUUUCCCUGUCGAGAUCGAGUACCCUCAUCAGGAAAGAGAAUUUGAAUCUCUCAAUAUGAGAACGGCAACUGCUCAUCUUCCGCCAUUUUAUGACAAUAGAUAUGAAGAAGAAAUGGUACCGCCAACAGCGACCUUUGCAUUUUUCCCACCGUACGCUAUGCAUACACCCUUUGCUGUGCCGUUAUCUGGGACACGAUCGCAGUUUUUAGUCAACAGCAACAGGUACUGGACCUCGCAGCCACAAGAGAGGUCGCCCACCUCUAGUGGUGAGGAAUCGCCCAAGGACAAGAUCCCGGAGCAAGCUGAUCUUAGCGACAGUCUUGAGAAAAACAACUCGAGCUUUUCAGAUCAACAACAGCAACCAUUAUACCAGUCUCAAGCACAAUAUCUAAAUCCAUAUUCCAAAGCCUUCAAUGGCGGGACUUUUCAUGGGUAUCACCCUCAGGCUGAUAUGACAAUGUAUCCAAGUGAGGCCUUGAGCUAUGGAUAUGAUGACCUCCCUCCAUCACAAGAAGUCUAUGACCAGGGUUAUCUUCUACAGCCUGAGCUCCCGAACUGGGGCUUUGUGCCUCCCCAAGCUAUGCAACCGCCAGCAUCCGGUACAGGUUUUGUUCCUAGGCCUUUCACACCGAGCUUUCGUUCUACUCCUGUUACUGGAAGGACUCCAUACCUCUCGAUGGCUCAAAAUGCUUGGCCUCAAUCGAUCUCUUCACCACAUGGACCUAGAUCAACGUCCGCUACAACCAAAACUCACUCGGGAGCAAGUAUGCAUCAGCAGCAACCCCCUACAUCUUUUACUCAUCGUCGGCAGCCAUAUCCAGGAAAUGUUGCCACUGCCAAAAACGUAUCGAAACAUUCUAAAGUAGUAAAACCUUCCCAUCUUCGGACAAAUUCCCAGCUAAGGAAGCAACAAGCUUCAAAUGUCAAAGCAAAACCCACCCAACCAAAGGCCUCAGCUGAGGGCAACGACCGCGUCAAUUCUGAUGUUGGGCAACGGUUCUCGAUACCGACGCCCGAAUCGAACACUUUGGUAGCACAAGUGAACGAUGGAGCGAGUGCUGGGCCACCGGAAGAGUAUCUAAACGCGGAUGAUCUGCAGCCUCAGCUUCAGAAUCGAGAAGAAUCCGAAUGA